AUGAGCUUCCUUCGCAACAGGAAGUCAACAACACAAUGUUGGAAGCGAGCAGCUGAAGGGGAGAUGCUCUCAGCAAUGCACGUUCGAGGAGGUUGCAGCUCGACCAGACAAGCUGAGCACCCAGUGGAGCAGGAGUUCGCGAUCCCGAUGAAGAGAUUGAGGAUGGGAGGAAGCGAGGAGCAGGAGGAGCAGGAUCAGCAGCAGCGAGAGCAGCAGCAGCAGCAGCAGCAGCAGCAGGAGCUAAGCUUGAGCGGGCAGCAUUUUUUCGGCGAUUCAAUGUACCAGGGCCUUCAAUUCCAUGACCCCCUGCAGCAUUCUCCUACAGGAUUCCUUGAUCAAGGAGAUGGGCUGACUACCCUUGUGCAUGAAGAGGACUGUGCAGUUCCUGAUGAGUUCCCAACAGAGAUCAACGUAGAGGUUGAAGCAGCGGAAAACAUCACCGCCGUGCAUGAAACCUCGAACUCUACAUCUAAGAGAAGGAACGCCGGGCCCAAGAAGAAGAAGGUUCCAGCAACUGUGAGCUUCACGGAGCCGACGGCAAGUGAAGUUUACUGGAAAAUGGGAGAGCAGUACAACGUCUCGUACACCAGCACAGGACAUUGCAAGGAAGUGUCUGUCUUGGGUUUCUAUCUCUUCAAGGGAAGCAACUUCAUGGCAACUCUCGGGGGAAAGAUGUAUUCUCGGCCGCACAUCCCUGGGACUGUCAAGUCUGUAGAAUCCUGCGACUUGUUCGAUGUGAUUGAGAUGUAG
This is a messenger RNA of Guillardia theta CCMP2712, 750 nucleotides long. RefSeq lists its product as hypothetical. The record is from RefSeq and is a predicted model, not a curated record. The transcript has 7 exons. The coding region runs from base 1 to 750 and encodes 249 amino acids. Lineage: Eukaryota; Cryptophyceae; Pyrenomonadales; Geminigeraceae.